AUGGCUCGUAGUUUCGACUUGAAGACCUUGACGGAUGUUUCUAUUCUCAUAGGAACUGGUAUCUCGCUUUAUUACUUAGUGAACCGGCUUCUAACGGAGGCUGAAGGUGGACCUUUAUCUGGAAGAUCAAAGGAGUCUCGUCAGAAACAGUCGCAACAAUGGACGCGAUUAGUCGCUGCAAAUCCGGGGCUUCAAAACGCUACCUUAAACUCGUAUGAACGGAGUGUUUUGGCUUCGGUGGUGAUGCCUCAGGAUAUCGACGUAAGUUUUGAAGAUAUUGGGGGUUUGACAGAAAUCAUAGAUGAAUUGAGUGAGAGUGUGAUUUAUCCGUUGACAAUGUCUGAAAUUUACAGUUCUUACUCGCUGCUGACCGCCCCCAGAGGUGUUUUGCUGUACGGUCCACCAGGCUGUGGGAAAACUCUCAUUGCUAAAGCGUUGGCACGCGAAGGUGGAGCCAACUUCAUCUCGAUUCGCAUGUCUUCGAUCAUGGACAAAUGGUAUGGUGAGUCCAAUAAGAUCGUCGAUGCUAUUUUCUCGCUUGCCAACAAAAUUCAGCCAGCCAUCAUUUUCAUUGAUGAAAUCGACUCGUUUUUGCGAGAACGGUCUUCUGCAGACCACGAAGUGACUGCGAUGUUGAAGGCCGAGUUUAUGACGCUUUGGGACGGCCUCACGAGCAAUGGUCGCAUCUUGGUACUUGGAGCCACGAAUCGGAUGUCAGACAUCGAUUCUGCGUUUCUAAGGAGAUUGCCCAAACGAUUCUCGAUUCCUUUGCCCGCAGAACGUCAACGUCGCCAGAUUUUGGAAGUGCUCUUGCAGGACUCACAGCUUGACGAGUCCGAUUUUGAUCUCGAUCUCAUUGUUUCUGCCACCCACGGCAAGUCGGGAUCCGAUUUAAAAGAACUAUGUCGCGACGCAGCUUUGAAUGCCGCCAGAGAGUACAUCAGAUUGAAAAGAAACCUCCCUACUUCCACUAACGACGACGAAACUGCCACUUUGAGCAUAAGGCCCCUGCAAACCAAAGAUUUUUUGAAAAAUCUCAAAAUGAAUGCAGACACACCUCUUGGCUCUGCCGCGUUGGAUUAG
Molecule: messenger RNA, 1083 nt
Organism: Lachancea mirantina
Lineage: Eukaryota; Fungi; Ascomycota; Saccharomycetes; Saccharomycetales; Saccharomycetaceae
Source: the annotation of a GenBank genome assembly